CGAUCAAUGAUAUGUUAUAUUCUCAGUGUUUUGUAACAUUGUUGUUAUGAUUUGCGACUUGUGGGUAUAAAACUGUGAUGUAACAAUUAUGGUCAAUAAGGGAAAGUAUUUUAUAACGAGCAGUAGACAUCAGAGUGCAUAAACAGAGAAAGUCAACACAAUGUUUAUCGUCAAAUAUAGCUAUGAAUUCCUUACUUAAAUAUUAUUGCGACGUCAAAGGAUAUGAUGAAUGAAUCUAAUACAAGGAAGCAAGAUGGAGGCGAGUCUUUCGACCUUACGGAUUGGCUCACAAACGAUGUCAAAUUAUCCCAAUAUCGAGAUUCAUUUCAUGAAAAUGGCUUUGAAUCACCUUUAGAGUGUUGUACCAUUGAUGAAGCGGCACUUGAUGCAUUAGGGGUUGUGAAAAUCGGACAUCGAAGGCGAUUACUCGUGUCGUGUCAGAAGCUUGCAGACAAGUGGGGAUUAUCAUCACAAGAUCUCUCGAAACCAAAGAAUCCAAGCGAAGCAAAAGAACAACAGACUAUUUCUACUAAUGUUCAAUCACAGGAUAACGUAGAACUUCCUCCAGUGUUGCCUCCGAAAAAGGGUAAGAAACCGAAACCAGCUCCGCCUGCCAGAAAUAUGGCCGAACAGGAAGUAAAUAUCGACAGCGCCAUAGAAGGCGAAAAUUCGAAUGUAUCUGCUGAAUUUAGUCACGGCAAUUUGAACCUUGAGGUGUCCAACUCCACAAAUCCCGACUCAAAUAUAUUACAAACUGAAAAGAUAAAGCCUGCUGAGAAUACCAAUCAUGGGGGAGAUACAAUACAAGAAAGUACAAAUAGUGAAACCAUUCUCUCGCCAGGGCUUCCACCUGGCAAUGAAAUUUCAGAAUACGAGGCUAUUUGGGAGGCAAGUGAAGGGGAACCCUUACCUUUGAGCCCUGUUCAACCGGCACCAAAUAAUCAAAUGGAACAUGUCGAUAAUAAUGCUAACUUGGAUAUUAAUACAGCUGGAAAAUUUAAUAUUAAUAAUGAUGAGCAAAAUAAGCAAAUUAAUGAAGAGGUUAAACAGCCUGAUAGCAGCACAAAUAUACCUGGGCCACCUCCUAUCCCACCACGUGCUGACCUAGAGGAUCCUGUAGAAAUAGAACCACAUAAGUGUGUUAAUAUUGCAAGCACAGACAUAGCAAAUGCAGUACCAGAAACAAUACAACCAAGCUCAGCUCUGCAUGAGAGUAAGCCAUCAGAUUUGACACCUAAAGAAAAUACUGCAACACCAAAAAAGAAAAUAGCACCUGCAAAACCACCACGUAGAAACAAAUAUCAACCACUUUCGAUGCAUAUACCACAUAGUGAAGCUGCAGAGUUUGUUCCACAACCACGAAGAAGUGUAGGUAGUAUUGAUCAAACUGUGAAAGCUCAUGAUGAUGUCAUUUAUGAGAAUGAGUUGUUUACAAAUCAGAUUGCAGAGCAAGUUGAGAAAAAAAGUGAAACUGCAGCAGAAAAGAAAUCAAUCUUCGAUUGUGUACCAACUGUAGAGAUUCCGGAAUUUAGUGAAAACAUAUAUGGUAAUGCGGAAAAUUUCCAGAAAGCACCCUUACUGCCCACACUAUCUGCACCUGAACCAUCAGGAAGUGAGAAAAAUAGAAAACCUAUACCUGUGCCAAGAGCUAGGACUUUAUCAGGAAAAACAAAAGUGGAAGCUGUCUAUGACACAAUUUCAGGUAAAAAGUAUACCAUCAUUCUUUUGCAACUAUAAAGUUACAAAUAAUUUAAACAGUAAUGGACAUUUUUAUGCUGAUCAUGCAGUUAAUCAUGUUUAAGUUGCUUCAUGCUGAUUGAAUAAUGCUAAUUUGAGAAAACAUCCACACCUCCAUCAUGGAGGAAUUAAUACAUGUUAACCCAUUUUGCGAUGGCAUAAAGUGCAUAUAUGAAUUGAGUGCAUACUACUUGAUUAUCUCUGGAACUAUUUACUCUGUUGUCAUGCAACAUAUACAAUUCGAUAGUUAAUGAAUUCUUUUUCAAACCUUUAAGUGGCGCAAUGCACCCAGCCAGAUGCGCCCCACUUUGUUAUUUACUCUGUCUAAUGCCAGACAAUUUUACUUGUCAGGGGGAGAGUGCUGCCACUCAGUGGGUUAAUACAUGUAUUGCCAAACAUAUCAAC
Messenger RNA from Paramuricea clavata, 2142 nucleotides. The record is from the annotation of a GenBank genome assembly. Lineage: Eukaryota; Metazoa; Cnidaria; Anthozoa; Malacalcyonacea; Plexauridae.